AAUAGUAAUGCUGUAAUGUAAUGAUAAUGAAAUGUACGCUUUCAUAUACCAUGAAAUAAGUGCAUAGUGGCACAUAAACAUUCCGGUUCGGUGACGUAUUUAUAAAAUUUGUUGUAAAAAGAACUGUAUAGUUUUUAUUCCAUACAAAUAUGAACUCACUGUUUUCUCUCAUAGUCUUUAUAUUUUGUUUUUCAUUGACGGCAAGCGAUGAACAUAAUCACAAAUAUGAAACAAAUGAAGAGGUAGUUUUAUGGAUGAACACUGUGGGGCCUUAUCACAAUAGGCAAGAAACAUAUGCAUACUUCUCAUUGCCAUUUUGUGCUGGACCUAAGAAAAGCAUUGAUCAUUAUCAUGAAACACUUGGUGAAGCUUUAUUAGGCGUUGAAUUAGAAAUUAGUGGUUUUGAGAUACGAUUCAAAGCUAAUACACCAAAGAAUCCUUACUGUGAUGUUGAUCUCAGUGAAGAACAAUUGCAGGCAUUUGUGUAUGCUGUGAAAAAUCAUUAUUGGUACCAGAUGUACUUAGAUGAUCUUCCUGUUUGGGGUAUUGUUGGUGAAUAUGUUGAAUCUGAAAAUAGUUACUAUUUAUGGACUCAUAAAAAAUUUGAUAUUGGCUACAAUGGGGAUCAAAUAGUGGAUGUGAACUUAACAAGUGAAGCAAAAGUGAAAUUAGAAAAGGGGAAAAAAAUAACUUUCACAUUUGAAGUUAAUUGGAAACCAUCCAGUGUCAAAUUUGAAGACAGAUUUGAUAAAUAUUUGGAUCCAAGCUUCUUUCAACAUCGGAUCCAUUGGUUCUCGAUCUUUAACUCUUUUAUGAUGGUUAUCUUUCUUGUUGGCCUAGUGAGCAUGAUUUUGAUGAGAACAUUGCGCAAGGAUUAUGCGCGAUACUGCAAAGAUGAGGAAAUGGAUGAUAUG
Molecule: messenger RNA, 914 nt
Organism: Uloborus diversus
Lineage: Eukaryota; Metazoa; Arthropoda; Arachnida; Araneae; Uloboridae
Product: transmembrane 9 superfamily member 3-like
Exons: 6
Biological process (GO): protein localization to membrane
Cellular component (GO): membrane
Source: RefSeq, a predicted model, not a curated record